UCAGGAUCAUGGACAAGAACUGUGUGAUUGGUUGGAUUCAAAAACAAAAUUUGUAACGUAUAAUAGAAAUAACAAUGAAUGAGGGCCAUAACAUAAAAUGAAUUUACCACAUUUAUUAAGUGCCAUCGAAAUAGUGUAGAGUUUUGUGAUUCGUGAAUUUGAUGUUUUAUUCAUUAUUAACAAACUGUUAUGAUAGAAAUAUUAUUAAUACGUUAAUUUUGAAUUUAAAUUUGAGUGAAAAUAAUUUAUUAAGAUAAUUAACCCAAUUGAAGAAAGUUUAAUUGAUUUUACAAAAGACAUUUUUAUUUAUCAUUUUACAUUCCAACCAUAAAACGACCGUUACGUUUUAAAAAUUAUUUUAUUUUAUUUCAACGUAAUAAAUCAUGGGUAAUUUAACGAGUAAAUUAUUCUUAAACGAUGAAGAAGGCAAAUCAAAACUACCGAGUCAUAUUAAAAUGGGAGUAAUUGAAAAAAAUCAAGAAAAGCAUCAAUGUACUCCGGUCAUGACAAAAAAAAAUUUGCCAGCUGAUCCACGAUCUGCUACUGCUGGCAUACAUAGGACUCCAAUUGAGCUUGAUGUAACUCCUACUGCUGUACCUAGACGAGUGGCAAAAGCAAUACCUAAAUACUUACAAUCGAAACAAUAUCUUGAGACUGAUAUCGAUAGUGUUAUGCCAUCAUUAUCAUCAACACACAAAGUAUUAGAUCCUCGAUCGCCUAACGCUCCUUGCACACGAACUCCUAUUAUGGUUAAACCUUCAUCUGAUUAUUUGUCUCCCGUUGUAUUGAUAAAAGAAGCACCAGAAAUGGAUACGCCAAAAACUUCUGUCAACGUACUUGAUCCACGUUCACCGGCAAUCAAUUUCGAUAGAACACCAAUUUUAAAACCUAAAUCACCUAAACGUAACGAUUCACGUGUUCAACAAAAUAACUCAAUUGAAUGUGGCACAGAAUUAUCAAACCCACAAUUGACUUAUUGUGAAACUACAAGUGAUUUCAAUGUAUCUGAAAUUCAAGUUCUGCCUGAAAUUAUUUCUCACCACCAACAACCAUCAGAUUUGAAAAAACGUUUAGAAUUGAAUGAUGAAUUUAAUAACAGUUUUGACGAUUGCUUGUUUACUAAGUGUAGUUCUGAUGAAAGUGAUUCAGAAGAACAAUUAACUGUUAUUCCUAACGUAAAAGCUGUGAAAACAAACGAACAAUUGCCAUUCACCCGUGAUACAAUGGAACAAGAAUUAACGUGUGACAGUAAACAAAUUCAAAAAAUCGAUGAGAAUCUAGAACAUGUGUCUAUUGUUACAAAUACAAUAAAUAAAAAAUCUAAGAUUGAUACUGAAGAAAAAAUUCGUAUUUGGAGAGAUUCAAUAUCACCCGAACUUCUUGAAGAACCAAAAUCGAAAACCAUAAUACCUAAAGCCGAAGAAAUUAUUAUUGAAUUUGAUAAAGACAAAUCUAUUAUUAAAUCCGAUAAGACUGAUAAUGUUUUGACCGAAGUCAUUGAUGAAAAUACAAAUAAUAAAGGUCCUGUUGUAAAAAAGAAGAAGACUGUACACAAAAGAAAAGAUUCUAAGCCAUUAUUAAAUGAUAAAAAGUUAUCCAACACCGUUGGAGUACGUACACCAUUAAGUAAUAGAUCAAAUAGCCGAAAAUCUCAAGUUUUAUCUAAAUCACCUCAACAAAUACUUAGAAACAAAGCUCUUUCAGCAAAACCAUAUCAACAAGAAAAUACACCCCCACGUAGUAAAAAUUUAAACUCUAAAAUUAAGUCGAGCAAUGCACAUUGGGAUUUAGAUAAAACUGUUAUUAUUUAAUAAUAAUUUAAACGUUUAUUUUUAAUAUUUAAACUUAAAUUAUUGUCUCGUAUUUACAUCAGUUGUAAACUUUAAAUUAUUUUUACAACUCCAAAAAAUCAAUAAUUAUUGGAUCUAUUUUAUUACUUACAUUAAUAAAUUAACAAUGUAUUUUUAAUCUAAUGAUAUUUAAUGACCGUAAAUUUCGUUCUUUCUGAAAUAAU
Molecule: messenger RNA, 2014 nt
Organism: Microplitis mediator
Lineage: Eukaryota; Metazoa; Arthropoda; Insecta; Hymenoptera; Braconidae
Exons: 3
Coding region: 384-1811 (475 amino acids)
Source: RefSeq, a predicted model, not a curated record